GAAGGAGAAGGGGUAAAGCGAGAGAGGGAGGGAGUUUAAACUAAGAGCUAUGUUUUGGGACAGGCUAAUCUGUGGACGAGCAGGGUGCGGAUCGGAGCGUUUUGUGUGAGCCAGUGUGCGGGUGACCGAUAAGGAGACCAGCUCUCUCUGCAUGCCUGUUUUAAUGUGCUGACUCUGGGGAGAUAAAAAAAGGAAAAAAAAAACAGCAACAUAUUGACUCUUCCUGUGUGUGCCGAGAUCCUGGUUACAGCCGCAGCAUCAGUGGGUUAGCGUACCAGCCUUCGGGAAGGAACACGCACAGCUGACACCAGAACCAAACCCAAUUAAUAGAGGAUUUCUCCCCCUUGUCCAAUUUUCCUUUUUUUUUUUUUUUUUUUUUUUUUAUACAUUUUUUCUUUUAUUUUCUUUUCCGCUCCUUCCCGGGACUGACUCCCGUUUGCGGUAGAGAGCCAGAGAAAAGCCCUGAAGGGCAAGCCACAGAAGACCAGCAAGAGGACGACAGAACAAACCCCCGACUCCCAAGAUGUUUGAAAUAAGCCGGACGCUCAAUGCUGCUUUGUUGAGUAAUGAGCAUCUGAAGAUGAUGUCGCGCUCCAGUCAGCUAUGGGGACUGGGCCCCACUGGCGCCGGCUCCGUGUCUCACACACACUCGCCGCUCUCCCCCCCGCCAGCUCCCUCCAGCCCUGGCCGGAGGCAGGCCGCGUCUGGGAUCGACUGAGACUCAGUGGCGUCAGGCUGAGCUGCCCCAGCUGCAGGGCUGGGCAGAGAAGGGACUGCUGAAUCAGCCAAAGAUGAUCAUCAGUAACAUGGAGGCCCAGGUGACCAACGGGCCUAACUCCAACAGCGCCAACGGCCCCUCCUCCAACAGCCGAGGCUGUCCCUCCCCCAUGCAGACAGGGGGCUCCACCGACGACAGCAAGACCAACCUCAUCGUCAACUACCUGCCCCAGAACAUGACCCAGGAGGAGUUCCGCAGCCUCUUCGGAAGCAUCGGGGAGAUCGAGUCCUGCAAGCUGGUCCGUGACAAGAUCACAGGACAGAGCCUGGGUUACGGCUUCGUCAACUACAUCGACCCCAAGGACGCGGAGAAAGCCAUCAAUACACUCAAUGGUCUCCGUUUGCAGACUAAAACCAUCAAGGUGUCCUAUGCAAGGCCCAGCUCUGCCUCCAUCCGGGAUGCUAACCUGUACGUGAGCGGUCUGCCCAAGACCAUGACGCAGAAGGAACUGGAGCAGCUGUUCUCCCAGUACGGCCGCAUCAUCACCUCACGCAUCCUGGUGGACCAGGUCACAGGCCCCUCAGGUGGCUCCCGAGGUGUCGGCUUCAUCCGCUUUGAUAAGAGGAUAGAGGCCGAGGAGGCCAUCAAGGGCCUGAACGGUCAGAAGCCCUCCGGCGCCGCAGAGCCCAUCACCGUCAAGUUCGCCAACAACCCCAGCCAGAAGACCAGCCAGGCUCUGCUCUCCCAGCUGUACCAGUCCCCCAACCGCAGGUACCCCGGUCCCCUGCACCACCAGGCCCAGAGGUUCAGGCUGGACAAUUUGCUUAAUAUGGCCUAUGGCGUAAAGAGGUUCUCCCCCAUCACCAUUGACAGCAUGACCAGUCUGGUGGGCAUGAACAUCCCCGGUCACACCGGCACCGGAUGGUGCAUCUUUGUCUACAACUUGUCUCCGGAUUCCGACGAGAGCGUCCUAUGGCAGCUCUUUGGCCCCUUCGGCGCCGUCAACAACGUCAAGGUCAUCCGCGACUUCAACACCAACAAGUGCAAAGGCUUCGGGUUCGUCACCAUGACGAAUUAUGACGAGGCGGCCAUGGCGAUCGCCAGUCUCAACGGGUACCGGUUGGGCGAUCGAGUCUUGCAAGUCUCCUUCAAAACCAACAAGACCCACAAAUCCUGAAUCGGUCGGUCGUCACACCAUCACACAGUCCCCCUCCAUCAGCUCCACUAGCACCAUCACACAGCCCCCCAACACAGCAAUUCAGCUCAACAGGGACACAAACCAACUAACCGACACAACCGACAACAACCACAAAAAAGAUAUGGCUUAUAUUAUAACUUUGGACCUAUAAGCCAAUGUUGCCUAAGUAUUACAAAAUGAAAGAUGAAAAUAUCCAACAUGAGUUUGGGGGCGGCGUUCUGGCGACGCCCCGGUUGUAUAGCCUUUCUGUUCCUUGUGGUCGUUUAAUUAUUUAUCUCUUCUAUGUCAACUGUAGCAAUCCCCUCAGUCUCUUUACGUUCCUGAAGAGAAUGUCCUUUUUAGAUUGAACCUUUUCUUGGUCUUGAUUCAGGAUGUCUUCGUUUUUUAAAUCCGGAUCCACUGUCGUUAGAAUUUAACCUCCCUUAAGGCAGUAAAAGGGAGUGGGCUCUUUUUAAAAUCGGUGACCAUUCAUUCAUUUUAGUGUAUAUUAAUUCCCCCUAUCAACUAAGAGGUGGGACACCAUCCUGGUAACUCUGAUGCAGAAAAAUAUGAAUUUCUAACAUUGUUUUUGUUUUGUAUUGCAAACAAGACCCAUGUCCUUUCGUCACUAGGGUUAGGGAGAAGGGGUG
Molecule: messenger RNA, 2545 nt
Organism: Osmerus eperlanus (European smelt)
Lineage: Eukaryota; Metazoa; Chordata; Actinopteri; Osmeriformes; Osmeridae
Gene: elavl4
Product: ELAV like neuron-specific RNA binding protein 4
Exons: 10
Coding region: 792-1895 (367 amino acids)
Cellular component (GO): ribonucleoprotein complex
Molecular function (GO): RNA binding
Source: RefSeq, a predicted model, not a curated record